AUGGAUUAAGACUUAUGUUUACAUCAAGAGAAUAUUCAAUAAAAUACUGAUUAAUGUAUUGUUACAUAGUCUAAUUGAUUAGUUUAAUUAGCAGUUAAUCUAUUCAAUUAAAAAAAGUGGAUUGAAGCUGAUGAAUUGUUUACAGAUUUAGUCCAAAAAAAACAAAAUGCUCCUUAUUCUUAAUUUUAUAAAUGUAUAUUGAUUGGAAUUUAUUUAAUUAGGCUAAACUUUAAUCCAUUUAAAUCAAAUCGAUAAGCUGAUAAAUUUUGUUGAGUAAAUUCAAGCUGAAAAUCCUUACUUUUUUACAUAGGUUAUAGAGCAUUGUAAUCAAGAAUUGAAAAAUGAUUCUGAAAAUAUUAUCAUUUUAUGUAUUAAAGGUAACCCAAAUGUCAAUCAGUAAUUUAAGGUAUCGCUCUAGAUGUUUUACAUUAAUUUGAUGAAUCUGAAUCUAUCAUUAAUGAGGCAAUUAAAUUAAAUCCAUAAUUUCCUCUAAUUUAAGUUUGGAGAUGUAUUCAAUAGAUCUAAUUUAGGUCUUACUUUAAUUUCAAAGAAAAAGUAUAACGAAGUGAUAGAUAUUGGUUAACAAGCUUUAAAAGAAUAUCCAAAUUCUGUAAUACUUCAUCAUUAUGUAGGUAUAUGCUUUAAUUUAUUUUAGGGAUUUCAUUAUAAAUAUUAUCAAGAUCUGUUGAGGCUUUGGAACAUUUCGAAAUCAUUCUUUAAUUAAAUCCAAACUUUGUGCAAAUUUAUUUAUGGAAAUGUAACUAGAAUAUUUACAUUAUUUUCAGGUAUUUCUUUAGAAACAUAAAAUUAAUAUCUUAAAGCCUUAUGUUGUUAUGAUUUAGCACUUAAGCUUGAUUCAAANUCUUUAAUUUUCUUUAUACAAUUAAAUAUCUAAUAGUUUGAACCCGAAAUAUCGUAACAAGUGUUUCUAUCCUAUUAGUUUCUAUUAAUUGUAAUUCUAAUCAUUAGAAAUAUUGAAAUUAAAAUUCAACAUUUUAAUUAAUUGUGUUACUCGAGACAUACAUAUGUUUAAGCUUUAUUAUAGAAAUUGUAAAUAAGUAAAUAAUUAUAUAACUUACAAGCUUAAUUGAGUAUCUUGUUACUCAAGCAGAUUACACAUCUGCUGUAAUUUAUCUUAGUUGAUUUUAUCUCGCCAUUUCGAUAAUCGCAUAAUUUGAUAUGA
Paramecium octaurelia is the source of this 1183-nucleotide messenger RNA. NCBI's taxonomy places the organism in Eukaryota, Ciliophora, Oligohymenophorea, Peniculida, Parameciidae. The record is from the annotation of a GenBank genome assembly.